GCCCGCACGGCCCCGGCGCCCGCACGGCCCCGGCUCCCGAGCGCGGCGAUGGCUGCGGGCGUCCCCUGUGCACUGGUCACCAGCUGCUCCUCUGCCUUCACCGGCGACCGUCUGGUCCAGCAUAUCCUUGGAACAGAAGAUGUUAUUGUGGAACCAGCUUCCAGUGAUGCUGUGAGAUAUUACCCAUGGACCAUCGAUAAUAAAUACUACUCUGCGGAUAUCAAUCUGUGUGUCGUGCCAAACAAAUUCCUCAUCACUGCAGAGAUUGCAAAAUCUGUCCAGGCCUUUGUGAUUUACUUUGACAGCACACAAAAAUCGGGUCUUGACAGUGUCUCCUCAUGGCUUCCACUGACAGAAACGUGGUUACCUGAGGUGAUGAUUUUGGUCUGUGACAGAGUGUGUGAAGAUGGAGUAAAUCGACAAAAAGCUCAAGAAUGGUGCAUAAAACAUGGCUUUGAAUUGGUUGAACUUAGUCCUGAGGAAUUGCCUGAAGAAGAUGAUGAUUUUCCUGAGUCUACAGGAGUAAAGCGAAUUGUGCAAGCCUUGAAUGCCAAUGUCUGGUCCAAUGUAGUGAUGAAAAAUGAUAGGAACCAGGGCUUUAGCCUUCUCAACUCAUUGGCUGGAACAAACCAUAGCAUUGGGUCAGUGGAGACCUGUCGCUCAGAGCAGCCUCAUUUGCCAGCAUCAGAGAGCACAGACUCUGUCCUGGGGCAGCGGGGUGCAAGUAGCACAGCAGAAGCCCAGGUGGACAGCAUUGUGGAUCCCAUGUUAGAUCUGGAUAUUCAAGAAUUAGCCAGUCUUACCACUGGAGGGGGAGAUUUGGAGAAUUUUGAGAGACUAUUUUCAAAGUUAAAGGAAAUGAAAGACAAAGCUGCGACGCUUCCUCAUGAGCAAAGAAAGUUGCAUGCAGAAAAGGUGGCCAAAGCAUUCUGGAUGGCAAUCGGGGGAGACAGAGAUGAAAUUGAGGGCCUUUCUUCUGAUGAAGAGCACUAAGUUAUCUCUGCUAGGUUUGACUAACAGAUGCUCAGCAUUCUUCACCUGGGACUCUGCCCUACUCAAGCCAGUCAUAAUUGGCCAAGAUUCUACUCACAUGUUGGCCGCCUGCCUAGUUUUUAGGGGCCCCUUGAUUUUAGCCUUGAAUAGGGAAUUAAAAAUCUUUUCUGUUUCAGCGGAAGGGAAUGAGAAGUAUACGCGAUGAGAAUAACUGAGAAUAACGUGAAAGUUUCUCAAAUGCUGUUUUUGUUUUAGGAAUGGGAGUAGAAUGAAUCUCGGAGGUCUGCGAGUUCAUUCCAGUCAUUCCUGCCAGCUUUUUUUUAGCAUUCCCACAUUCGCAUUUAAUUGCGAACAACUGUGGGCAGUUUUUCCUUGGUGGGAGAUUUGGUUCCCAUGCACGGAGAUUGCACCUUGAGCUGUGACGCUUUGGGGGGAAUAAAGGAGGUGUGAGGCAGCCAAACUCAGUGGCCCACAGAUUUGUCUCCAACCAAAACAAUGCUUUGGGCAUUUCUUUUGAAGUGUCUGAGCUCAGGCUACAAAGAAUUGAAAAACCACUGUGUAUUUUUAGCCUGUAAAGUGAGGCAAAGGUUUCCUGCUGUGGUGGGGAUAAAACAAACCCUCUACUGAGUUGCUGCAAGGGCGGAGGGCUGGGAGUGAGAGAGAGAAGACCCAGGGGGUAUCCUUGGGGAAACACUGAGCACUCAUUACUGAGCUUGUGGUGAAAUUAUGGUGAAGACCUUGCCUGCCUGAGCCUUCUCCUUGACCAUUUGAGAUGUCAGAGCUGUGCCGUCACACUUGAAGUCCUGAGCACUAGGCAAGUGUCCCCUCUUCCUGUCUGAAAGCCAAACAGAGAUGAUUGCCAAAAUAGCGGCACAGAGCGGUGGGAGGGGGCGUGUCACGCUAGGCAGCACAAUCUUGAGCACCUCAUUUUACUCCCAGGGCUGCUGGCUGCUCUCUGCCUUUCAGCGCUGCCCCCGAGGGAGUCCCCUUGGUUCUUUACCCUGUGUCCUGUUUGGGUCAGCCCCAGAGAAACUCAUCUCAAAAAGGAAAAACGUUAAAGACCAGUAGAAAGUGCCACAAAUAAAAUCCUUGUUUCCAUCUCAGGUGACACUUGUAAUGCAAGUCGUUACCUCCUUUGUGGUAGUUACUGCUUUGGCUCUAACCAGGCCCGGCUUCAUAAAUGGAUGGUGCUGGCACACAGGCUGAGAACUGGUUCUGGCCUUGUGUAGGCUCUGAACCCAUUCUCUUAGCAGGGAGAGACCCAGGGUAGAUAGACCACGAGCAGAAGUAAGCUCCACACCUGCUCUGGGCACCCCAUGACAAUCACUGUGGCGGCACCUGAGACAGGUGUGUGGGAGUGGGGCUUCCAGAGCCAUAUGGAGGUGGCCAUUCAGUGGCUAAGCAUGCCUGGUAGCAAUGGGAUGGCCUUUGCCCCUCCCCACCAAGGUCUGGUCAGGUUCUCCAUUGUUCUGUCAGUUGAUUGAUAUCUCAGAGAUGACUGUGUUUCUCUAAGUUGAUAAAUUUUGGCUCUGGGUUAACCAGAAAGGUGGAACAUGCUUUCCUUAAAACACGGAAGACUUUAGAGAAUGUAUUAGGUCACAUGGUUGGGAGAAACAGCCUAAAAAAAAAAAUAGCUGUGAACUUGAUUUGGUAGAUUUGCCAAAUUAAAAUGUGACUUAAUUUGUAAA
Dipodomys spectabilis (banner-tailed kangaroo rat) is the source of this 2681-nucleotide messenger RNA. RefSeq names its product alpha and gamma adaptin binding protein (gene Aagab). Bases 49 to 993 code for a protein of 314 amino acids. The record is from RefSeq and is a predicted model, not a curated record. The transcript has 10 exons. NCBI's taxonomy places the organism in Eukaryota, Metazoa, Chordata, Mammalia, Rodentia, Heteromyidae.